Orcinus orca (killer whale) is the source of this 6997-nucleotide messenger RNA. It is a transcript of the gene ABCC9, whose product is annotated as ATP binding cassette subfamily C member 9. The record is from RefSeq and is a predicted model, not a curated record. Gene Ontology annotation, cellular component: membrane. Gene Ontology annotation, biological process: potassium ion transport; transmembrane transport. Gene Ontology annotation, molecular function: ATP binding; sulfonylurea receptor activity; ABC-type transporter activity. The coding region runs from base 719 to 5368 and encodes 1549 amino acids. The transcript is spliced from 41 exons. Lineage: Eukaryota; Metazoa; Chordata; Mammalia; Artiodactyla; Delphinidae.
AGCCGUUUCCUCCGUGUGGAAUGAGCCCUUCCUUUCCCCGGUCUGCUCAGGGGGAAAAUGGUGAAACCCCCAAAUCCGCUUCUUUAUGUGGUUAAUACAAGGGCGCAUACAGAGCCUGGGGUAAAAAAAAUUACAAGUGCAAGUGACCUUGCGUGUUUUAACGUUGGGAAACUCGACUCUGGGGAUAACGGAAUCGUAGAUUGUUAAGUUUAGGCGUCUAAUGAAUUGGGGAGACGCACAUUACUUAAAAUCCUUGUCUCGCGCGCCCCAAGUUUGCCGCUUCGCGGCGGCAAGCUGGGCCGAGCGGGGGUGGGGAGGGUCUCCAGUCCCAGGCGCGGCGUUCGCUCGGGGCUUCUUCCCAGUUUCCUGCCUCGGAGUCGCCGCGUCCGCCCCAGCCCAGAGCAGUUUGUGCAGUUGAGAAACUCGAUAGGAGGCAGCAGCUGAUCUCCCACUACCCUAAAAAUAAUCCGCUCGGCGCCCGGCGUGCUUCGGCCAGGGGAGGAAACGCUGCCUUCGGAGUAAGAGUUCUGCGUCCUGCUUUUAAAUUUACACUUAAGACAGUGUAGGAAGCCGGUGUUCCGAAGGUAGUGCAAGUGCGCCAGUAGGGGUUUGAAGCAGCAUCAAGCGAUUGCCCAAGGAAAAAAUAUGAUUCGUGACCAUUACUAAAUCAAUUAUCAAUGAAAGGAAAGAGAGAAAAGAGUAAACUAUAUAAGAAGAAAUGAGCCUUUCAUUCUGUGGUAACAAUAUUUCUUCAUAUAAUAUCUAUGAUGGUGUGUUGCAAAAUCCCUGUUUUGUGGAUGCCCUCAACCUGGUCCCUCACGUCUUCCUGUUGUUUAUCACUUUUCCAAUAUUGUUUAUUGGGUGGGGGAGUCAAAGCUCAAAAGUACAAAUUCAUCACAAUACGUGGCUUCAUUUUCCUGGACACAACCUGAGAUGGAUUCUUACGUUUGCCCUCCUAUUUGUGCAUGUGUGUGAAAUAGCAGAAGGCAUCGUUUCAGAUUCACGGCGCGAGUCGCGACAUCUCCACCUCUUCAUGCCGGCCGUGAUGGGAUUUGUUGCCACUACAACAUCAAUAGUAUAUUAUCAUAAUAUUGAAACAUCAAAUUUUCCUAAAUUACUUUUAGCCUUAUUCCUGUAUUGGGUAAUGGCCUUUAUCACGAAAACCAUAAAGUUGGUCAAAUACUGGCAGUCUGGUUGGGGAGUAUCAGACCUGCGUUUCUGCAUCACUGGCAUAAUGGUCAUUUUGAAUGGACUCCUGAUGGCCGUGGAGAUCAAUGUCAUUCGCAUCAGAAGAUAUGUGUUCUUCAUGAAUCCUCAGAAAGUAAAGCCUCCUGAAGACCUCCAGGAUCUGGGUGUGAGAUUUCUUCAACCGUUUGUGAAUUUACUGUCAAAAGCAACAUACUGGUGGAUGAACACGCUCAUCAUAUCUGCUCAUAAAAAGCCUAUUGAUCUGAAGGCAAUUGGAAAAUUACCAAUAGCAAUGAGGGCGGUAACAAAUUAUGUUUGUUUGAAAGAUGCAUAUGAAGAACAAAAGAAAAAAGUGGCCGAGCAUCCGAAUCGGACCCCAUCUAUAUGGCUGGCAAUGUACACAGCUUUCGGGAGACCCAUUCUACUUAGUAGCACAUUUCGUUAUCUUGCUGACUUACUGGGUUUUGCUGGACCUCUCUGUAUUUCUGGAAUCGUUCAACGUGUGAAUGAAACACAGAAUGGGACAAAUAACACAACAGGAACUUCAGAAACCCUCUCAUCAAAGGAAUUUCUUGAAAAUGCCUAUGUUCUAGCAGUUCUUCUGUUCUUGGCUCUUAUUCUGCAAAGGACAUUUUUGCAGGCUUCCUACUAUGUAACCAUAGAGACUGGCAUUAAUCUCCGUGGAGCCCUGCUGGCCAUGAUAUACAAUAAAAUCCUGCGGCUUUCUACAUCUAAUUUAUCCAUGGGUGAGAUGACCCUGGGUCAGAUCAAUAACUUGGUUGCCAUUGAAACCAAUCAACUCAUGUGGUUCUUGUUCCUGUGUCCCAAUCUAUGGGCUAUGCCUGUUCAGAUCAUAAUGGGCGUGAUUCUGCUCUACAAUUUGCUUGGGUCCAGCGCGUUGGUUGGUGCUGCUGUCAUUGUGCUCCUGGCGCCCAUUCAGUACUUCAUUGCUACAAAGUUGGCAGAGGCUCAGAAGAGCACUCUUGAUUAUUCCACUGAGAGACUGAAGAAAACAAAUGAAAUACUGAAAGGCAUCAAACUUCUAAAGUUGUACGCCUGGGAGCACAUCUUUUGCAAGAGUGUGGAAGAAACAAGAAUGAAAGAACUAUCCAGUCUCAAAACCUUUGCUCUUUAUACAUCACUCUCCAUCUUCAUGAACGCGGCAAUUCCCAUAGCAGCUGUUCUUGCUACAUUUGUGACGCAUGCGUAUGCCAGCGGGAACAAUCUCAAACCUGCGGAGGCCUUUGCUUCACUGUCUCUCUUCCACAUCCUGGUUACCCCUCUCUUCCUGCUCUCCACUGUGGUCAGGUUUGCCGUCAAAGCCAUCAUCAGUGUUCAAAAGCUGAAUGAGUUUCUCUUGAGUGAUGAGAUUGGUGAGGACAGCUGGCUGACUGGGGAAGGUUCUCUUCCAUUUGAAUCCUGUAAGAAACACACUGGAGCCCAGCCAAAAACUAUAAACAGGAAGCAGCCUGGAAGGUAUCACCUGGACAGCUACGAGCAGUCAACACGGCGUCUGCGUCCCGUGGAGACCGAGGAUAUUGCAAUAAAGGUCACAAAUGGGUACUUUUCAUGGGGCAGUGGUUUAGCUACCUUAUCUAAUAUAAAUAUUCGAAUUCCAACAGGUCAGUUAACCAUGAUUGUGGGCCAGGUGGGAUGUGGGAAGUCCUCUCUUCUCCUUGCCAUCCUCGGUGAGAUGCAGACAGUGGAGGGAAAAGUUCACUGGAGCAAUGUAAAUGAAUCUGAACCUUCUUUUGAAGCAACCAGAAGUAGGAACAGGUAUUCUGUGGCUUACGCAGCUCAAAAGCCUUGGCUAUUAAAUGCUACAGUGGAAGAAAAUAUUACCUUUGGAAGUCCUUUCAACAAACAGAGGUACAAAGCUGUCACAGAUGCCUGCUCUCUUCAGCCGGAUAUUGACUUACUACCAUUCGGAGACCAAACUGAAAUUGGAGAGAGGGGCAUCAACUUGAGUGGGGGUCAGAGGCAAAGAAUCUGUGUGGCCCGAGCUCUCUAUCAAAAUACCAACAUUGUCUUCUUGGAUGAUCCAUUUUCUGCCUUGGACAUUCACUUGAGUGAUCACUUAAUGCAGGAAGGGAUUUUGAAAUUUCUCCAAGAUGACAAGAGGACACUUGUUCUUGUGACUCACAAAUUACAAUAUCUAACACAUGCUGACUGGAUCAUAGCCAUGAAAGAUGGAAGUGUUCUAAGAGAAGGAACUUUGAAGGACAUUCAAACCAAAGAUGUUGAGCUUUAUGAACACUGGAAAACACUUAUGAAUCGGCAAGAUCAAGAACUAGAAAAGGAUAUGGAAGCUGACCAAACAACUUUAGAGAGGAAAACACUCCGAAGAGCCAUGUAUUCAAGAGAGGCAAAAGCCCAACUGGAGGAUGAAGAUGAAGAGGAAGAGGAGGAGGAAGAUGAGGAUGAUAACAUGUCCACUGUAAUGAGGCUGAGGACUAAAAUGCCAUGGAAGACCUGUUGGCGGUACCUCACCUCUGGAGGAUUCUUCUUGCUCUUCCUGAUGAUUUUCUCUAAGCUUUUGAAGCAUUCCGUCAUUGUAGCUAUAGACUACUGGCUGGCCACGUGGACCUCAGAGUACAGUAUAAACAAUACUGGAAAAGCUGAUCAGACCUACUAUGUGGCUGGAUUUAGCAUACUUUGUGGAGCAGGUAUUUUCCUCUGCCUUGUUACAUCUCUCACUGUGGAAUGGAUGGGUGUCACAGCUGCCAAAAAUCUUCACCACAAUCUCCUCAAUAAGAUCAUUCUUGGACCAAUAAGAUUCUUUGAUACCACACCACUGGGACUGAUUCUCAAUCGCUUUUCAGCUGAUACAAAUAUCAUUGAUCAGCAUAUCCCUCCAACUUUGGAAUCUCUAACUCGCUCAACACUGCUCUGCGUGUCUGCCAUUGGCAUGAUUUCUUAUGCUACCCCUGUGUUCCUGGUUGCACUUGUGCCUCUUGGGGUCGCCUUUUAUUUUAUCCAGAAAUACUUCCGAGUGGCCUCUAAGGAUCUCCAGGAACUUGAUGAUACUACCCAGCUCCCUCUGCUUUGCCACUUCUCAGAAACCGCUGAAGGACUCACCACUAUUCGGGCAUUUAGGCAUGAAACCAGAUUCAAGCAGCGAAUGCUGGAACUUACAGACACGAACAACAUUGCCUACUUAUUCCUCUCAGCUGCCAACAGAUGGCUAGAGGUCAGAACGGAUUAUCUGGGAGCUUGCAUUGUUCUCACUGCAUCAAUUGCAUCCAUUAGUGGGUCUUCCAAUUCUGGAUUGGUGGGCUUAGGUCUUCUAUAUGCACUUACGAUAACCAAUUAUUUGAAUUGGGUUGUGAGGAACUUGGCCGAUGUGGAGGUCCAGAUGGGGGCAGUGAAGAAAGUGAACAGUUUCUUAACUAUGGAGUCUGAGAACUAUGAAGGCACCAUCGAUCCUUCUCAAGUUCCAGAACACUGGCCUCAGGAAGGGGAGAUCAAGAUUCAUGAUCUGUGUGUCAGAUAUGAAAAUAAUCUGAAGCCUGUUCUUAAACACGUCAAGGCUUACAUCAAACCUGGGCAAAAGGUGGGCAUAUGUGGUCGCACUGGCAGUGGAAAGUCAUCGUUAUCUCUGGCUUUCUUCAGAAUGGUUGAUAUAUUUGAUGGAAAGAUUGUCAUUGAUGGGAUAGACAUUUCAAAACUGCCGCUGCACACACUGCGUUCUAGACUUUCAAUCAUUCUGCAGGAUCCAAUCCUAUUCAGCGGUUCUAUUCGAUUUAAUUUAGAUCCGGAAUGCAAAUGCACGGAUGACAGACUUUGGGAAGCUCUAGAAAUUGCUCAAUUGAAGAAUAUGGUCAAAUCCCUACCAGGAGGUCUAGAUGCAGUUGUCACUGAAGGUGGGGAGAAUUUUAGCGUUGGACAGAGACAGCUGUUCUGCCUUGCCAGGGCCUUUGUCCGCAAGAGCAGUAUUCUCAUCAUGGACGAAGCGACAGCUUCCAUCGACAUGGCCACAGAAAACAUUUUGCAGAAAGUGGUAAUGACAGCUUUUGCAGACCGCACCGUUGUUACAAUAGCUCAUCGGGUUCACACUAUUCUGACGGCAGACCUAGUUAUUGUGAUGAAGCGAGGAAAUAUUUUAGAGUAUGACACUCCAGAAAGCCUCUUGGCCCAGGAAGAUGGAGUAUUUGCUUCUUUUGUUCGCGCAGACAUGUGAAGGAAUGUCUUAAAACCAUACGUGUAUUUAAAAUAAUGCUGUCAUAACGUACUUAAAGGAUCAUCAGCUUGGCCUUUGGAAAGUGGCAUCUUAAACUUUUAUAUGCUUUUGUGAAGCUUACUUGUUACGUUGUGGAAUUUUGUAGUUAGUAACAAUAUCACUUUACCAGUGAACAUUGUGUUUUCUAUGUUGACAUUUAUUCUUCCUGGUUUUUUGUUUUGUUUUGCUUUCCAAGCUAUUACUGCUUAAUAUGUUUAUUACUGAUGCUUUUUUCUAAAGAUUCAGCCACAUCACCUUUAAGGAUAACAGGUUGUAUUAAAACAUGUACUUUAAGUGGUAAAUCAACUGCUAUGUUUAAGUCUGGUAAAUAUCUCUCAGGCAUAGAAGUUAUAAUGAGUGUUCAGUAUUAUUGUACUCUGAUUUAUAAGAAUAUAUUUUCCUUUUUGUUGGUGUCUCCAGAUGUUAUUGGAAGAAAAUAAGAGGUAGACAGCUUUUCUACUCAGUUAGAAAGUGAAACACUCAAAUUCAUUAUCUGGGGUCUGAGAAUAUUUUCCGUUUCAUUAACAUUAGUAAUACUGAUCCUUCUUUUAGCAGUCUCUUUUUUUCAUCUAAAUUGUUUCUUGUCACCAAGAAAUCAUCACAUUUAUUAUAAUGCUGUAAAGCCAAAACCUGCACUAGAAAGAUCAUGAAAAGAGUUUGAAAAUUUGACAAAUUAUACCCAAGGUUCCAUUUUUCCCUGUCUAGUAAGAGGAGAGUUCUUAAGAUAUCAGGCGUAUUGUGCCCUUUCCAGACUGAAGUUCAAAGAGUAAUUAGGCUCAACCUUUCAGUGGCAGGUCAGCUACAGCUUUUUAUGGUUUAUUUAAUCAUUAGAUGUGAUUAUGAUCCUCAAGCCCUAAAAUUCCACAUUAUUCAAGAUUAGGGAGCAUAGGCAAGUGGCCUUAUUUUCACAGGAUAUAUGUAUACAUACAUACAUACAUACAUAUACAUCUGUAGGUGUACAUAUAUAUGUAAAACAAGUAUCUGUUUCUAGGUGGAAGAGUGUACUUCUUUUAGACAUUUAUGCCCAAUGGUGUCACACAUGUAUACAUUUGCUCCUGCUCUAAUUUUAAUGUACAUGUGAAAAGCAAAAAUGUUAUUCUAAUUCUAAUGUGCAUGUUCACAGUGCAUUAAAAUAUAUGACAUAUUAGUAUUAUGCUUGCUUAAAUGUAAAUUAAUAGAUUCAAAAAAUAUUAAAAGUUACCUUCACUGUCAUGCUAGCAGCCAAAGCUUUCUACUGCAAUUCUGUACCUGUUUGUAUACAUAUCAUUGAUUUUCAUGUGAGGAUCCAUGGGCAUUGUAAGAUUGUGAAGAAUUAUGACUGACGAAAAAAGAGAAUAUAUGCUCCGUCCCUAUAGUUCUGUGUUCAAUUUAUUGUAUUGUGUAUUCAUGCUUGCCUGAUGUUUACCUAAAAUAAGUUUCACGAGGAUGGACAGAAAUGUUCUAUGUUAUUUAGCUCAAAUUGUCACCUUUUGUUGUAUAUAUAAAACUUCAUUGGGAGAAAAAUCCUCUUAUUGUUUCCUAAAAGCUAAACAGAACAGAAUCAGUAACUAUUGAUUUGAUCUUGAAAAUAUUUUCUAAACAUUCCACCAA